AGUUUAAAUGUAUUUGGCUAAGGUGUAUGUAAACUUCUGACUUCAACUGUAGCUGCUCUACUCAAAAAAAUAGAUAUACUUUUUGCACAGUAGGCCUAUUUAUCAUGGUCCAUCAAAUCUUAUCAGUGACAGACGCCGAAGGCAAAGACGAACACUGUUUGAGACUGUGGGCUUUCCGUCCCAGAUGACCAUCUCUUCUGCCAUUCCAUUUCUACGUUGACACAGUCAGAGCUAGCCGAGCUAGCUAGGCAGCAACAGUUCAACUAGGCAGAGGUAAAACAGGGUGUGUUUCACACAAAUGGCUCAACAUUUACAAUUACAAUGAAGAAAAAUAAGUCACCUAUAUCUUGACGACCACUGCGUGCUCAAUGACGGUCUGCCGCGGUCUCAGCGAUUGACAUGGAUUCUUGUGAUAAGGUGAAGACGGAUUUUCUCUGCGAAGAUGUGAAACUGUCAGCCGAAGUGGAGCCGUUUAUCCCACAAAAGAAAGGUCUGGAAGGAGCGCUGGUCACCAUGAGCCUGUCUGGAGGAGGAGAAGGAGGAGGGGGGGUAGAGCCCACCCCUAUCCCCAGCUACCUCAUCACCUGCUACCCUUUUGUCCAGGAGAACCAACCCAACAGACAACAGCACCCCAUGUAUAGCGGAGGAGGGGACCUGCGCUGGCAGCAGCCCAACCCCACCCCAGGUGGUCCGUACCUAGCUUACCCCAUCCUGUCCUCCCCCCAGCCUCCAGUCUCCAACGACUACACCUACUACCAGAUCAUGCCUGCCCCCUGCCCUCCCAUGAUGGGCUUUUACCAGCCCUUCCCAGGAACGUACGCCGGGCCCCUGCAGCCUGGCGUGGUUAACCCUGUAUCAGCUGACCUCAGCGAGAGACCGGCCCCUCUCGGACAGGCGUUUGGACUAGCUAAUCAGAGAGGAGGGAGGGGCAUGGUCACACCUGCCGUUCUACCCAAGUCUAUGUUCUAUCAGCAACAGCAGGUGGGGUUGUGUCAGCCCCUGAGGGCCAGGAGGCCCCCCAUGAGGACUGUAGCUGUCCAGAAGGAGGUGUGUUCCUCGGGGUCAGACGGACGGACCAAGACAGUCCUGCUGGUGGACGCUGCCCAACAGACUGACUUCCCAGGGGACAGUGCUUGUGGUCGUGUUGCGUCGGAGCGGGCCAGCCCCCUGCUGUGGAAGAACUUUCCCCGGAGAAGGCGGGCCUCGCACCCUGCCGAGAGCUCCAGCGAGGCGGACAUCGACAGCGACAGCGGAUACUGCAGCCCCAAACACAACCAGCAGGCCCCGGGGGCUAUGCAACACACUGCCCACGCUGCUAUAGCUCCUACGGGAGUGGAUGCAGGUGUAAUGACAGCGGUAAGCUGGGUGAACGUAGCGUCUCAGGCCUCUCAGAGGCCGUGGUCAGACAACAGGACCACCCCGUUCCAACGGACAGGGAAGACCCCUGAUCAGAGGAACUACUCGCAGCAGGACUUCCAUGCAGGGUACUCAGGGGGGCGUGUCUGUUCGAACCCCACCCCCGCAGACAGCAGCUGUGGUCUGCAGCAGAGACGGCUGCAGCCCGGACUGGGCCCUGGGACGGGGCUUGCUCCUGAGCCCCUCUACUUUGAGGAUGAGGAUGAGUUUCCAGAGCUGGUCUCAGGAGGGCCACAGAGGAACAUCAAACCAGACCCCAACCCUUCCCAGAACCAACACCAGACCAAACUAACCAAGAACCUGCUGGAUAACCUUCCAGAGAACUCUCCCAUCAACAUCGUCCAGACCCCCAUCCCCAUCACCACCUCCGUCCCCAAGAGGGCCAAGAGUCAGAGGAAGAAGGCCCUGGCUGCUGCCCUGGCCACAGCACAGGAGUACUCUGAGAUCAGCAUGGAGCAGAGGAAACUACAGGAAGCACUGACCAAAGCAGCAGGGAAGAAGAGUAAGACUCCAGUCCAGUUGGACCUGGGAGACAUGUUGGCUGCUCUGGAGAAACAACAGCAGGCCAUGAAGGCUAGACAAAUAAACAAUACUAAACCACUGUCCUUCACAGUGGGUACAGCAGCCCCGUUCCAUGGUUCAGGGCCAGGUGCCAGGCCAGGAGCAGGGUCAGGUAUAGUAUCAAUGUUGAAGGCCCAGCAGGCCCACUCUGCCCCCCUCAACAUGCUGGACUCCAGCGCUCCACGCCUGAAGAGAGGGAAGGAGAGAGAGAUCCCUAAAGUCAAACGACCCACCGCCCUGAAGAAGAUCAUUCUGAAGGAGCGUGAGGGGAAGAGGGGGAAGGGGUGUGUGGAUCAGAUUGCUGCCAGCCAGGAAGAACAGGGAGAAGAGGAGCUCCACUUCACUGAUGACCUCACACGGGAACCUGCCUCUCAGGAGGAGAACGGUCUGAGCGUGCCCAGUGAUGACGCAUCCCUGUCCCCGGCCAGUCAGAACUCUCCGUACAGCAUCACGCCUGUUUCCCAGGGUUCCCCUGGCUCCUCCGGCAUCGGCAGCCCCAUGGCCUCUAACGCCAUCACCAAGAUACACAGCCGCCGCUUCAGAGAGUACUGUAACCAGGUGUUGAAUAAGGAGAUAGAUGAGAGUGUGACGAUGCUGCUGCAGGAACUGGUCCGGUUUCAGGAGAGGGUUUAUCAGAAGGACCCCAGCAAAGCCAAGACCAAACGCAGACUGGUCAUGGGCCUUAGAGAGGUCACCAAACACAUGAAGCUCCACAAGAUCAAGUGUGUCCUCAUCUCACCCAACUGUGAGAAGAUCCAGGCCAAAGGGGGUCUAGAUGAGGCUCUGUACAACGUCAUAGCCAUGGCCAGAGAACAGGAGAUCCCGUUUGUGUUUGCUCUGGGUAGGAAGGCUCUGGGACGCUGUGUCAACAAACUGGUGCCGGUCAGUGUGGUGGGCGUCUUCAACUUCUCUGGAGCAGAGGGUCUGUUUAACCGGUUAGUGUCUCUGACGGAGGAUGCUCGUAAGUCCUACAAGGACAUGGUGUCAGCGCUGGAGCAGGAGCAGGCUGAGGAGGCGCUGAAGAACGUCAAGAAGGUCACCCACCACAUGGGCCACUCCAGGAACCCCUCCGCUGCCUCCGCCAUCUCCUUCUGCUCCGUCAUCUCUGAACCCAUCUCUGAGGUCAACGAGAAGGAGUACGAGACAAACUGGAGGAGUAUGGUGGAGUCGUCAGAUGGGCUGGAGCCUGUGGAGGCUAAACCCAGCCAUCCUGCUGCUUCCUCUGGGUUCCAGAGAGACAACCAGCCCCCCUCCACCACCAACCGCAGCCCUUACUCCACUACCCUCCAGCUCAGAGCAGCUGUCCCUGCUCCAGGCUCAGGCCCGGGGGAGAGAGAGGAGGGCCGGGCAGACGACCGGUUGGAGCUGGCCUCCCAGCAGAGCACGGAGACAGGCAGUUUGGAUGGGAGCUGCAGGGACCUCCUCAACUCCUCCAUCACCUCCACCACCUCCACCCUGGUCCCCGGUAUGCUGGAGGAGGCAGAGGAAGAGGAGGAAGAGGAGGAAGAGUACACACCAGAGCCCAUCUCUGUGGAGGUGCCUGCGGUCAUCAGCCGUAUUGAGUCCUGGGUGUCUAAGACACUGGAGAACCUUCAGUUGGGGAAGAGCCAGGACAGCACAGAGGAGGAGGAGGAGGAGGAGGAAGAGAAGGAGGAGGGAGUACAGAGUGAGGAGGAAGAGGAGUUGGAUUCUGCUGAUGUCACAGAGACUGGGCUGGAGAAGAUGGAGGCCAAUAAUAUCACUGGCUGAUUUAGACCUCAUUCAUCCCUCUCUUUCCCUCUUUCUCUUUUUUGUUUCUCGCUAAGUUCGCUCUGUGUACACUCCAUCACUUGUCUUCCUCGCUCCCCCCCCACACCUGUUCCCCUAACCUGCACUCUUUCACCUCUAUCACACACUCUCACCCCCCCCCUCUCUCUCACAGUUGAACCAGCAACUCUCCUCUCCUCUCUGUCUGUAACUUUGGACUUCAGACAUUAUCUCAGGAAUCAGACCAUACACACACACACACACACACACACACACACACACACACACACACACACACACACACACAUACGCAGUCACACACACAGACCAACCUUCAAACUACAGACAGCAGUAUCUCUCCUGGUCUCUCUGAUUGAUAGACUGCUCUGUUCCUCUCAUCCUCCUCUCGCUGAUGUGGACCUGAAACAACUGCCUCACCUAAACUGGUCUGGUCGGUCUGGCAUCGACUGGUCUGGUCUGGCUAAGGGAAGCCCUGGUUCCCUUCCCACCACUCCAGGUUUCCCCAGGAUAGGAAGAGGCUGUGAGGAGAGGCUUCCCCUCUGUCUGCCUGUAUGACGCAGAGCCAUGGAGAUGAUACAACUGUCAGUGAGACUGCUGACUAUAAAGACUAACUAGAAGAGAAGUCUCCCUCCUUUCAGAGAGCCACCCUCCCUCUGUCAUCCCUGGGUUAUUCAUAGUGAAGGCCUGCUGGUUCAGUCCAAGCAGAAGGUUGCUGAGAGUUUACAGCUGGAAGUGUGCGUGUCUCCGUCCCAUCAUCAAAAGACUUAUGUUACAUCGUUGUCAUCCUUCCCAUGUUUAUUACCUUCAUCUGCCUCCUCAUAUGUUCCCCCACUGUGUUGCUACAGCUUUAUCUCAAUACAAUACAACUUCAUUCUGUUCUGACCUGUCGGCCUUGUUUAUUCCCCCACUGUGUCGUCAUAACAUGCUCUUGGAGGGAGGAGCUUGCGUAGGAUACUUAUUGGUCGGUUGCUUGUGUAUUUGUUUCCUAUUGGCUUUAGGACUACCUGCAACCUGAGGUUAGUUUACGCCCAUCACCUGGGCUGCAUUGUUCAGAUAGAAAAUCUUAUUGUGUAGAACAGCCAUGCCUCUCUGACAUGUAGAGGAAUCACAUCAGGUCUAUUCAUGGUGGUUCUAUCUGCAGCAUCACCCUGAUUUGGUUUUGGGAGACAGCCUGUGUAUCCAAUCUAAAACCUUGUUAGGGUUACAAAAUUCCCAGCUUUUCCAGGAAUCCCGGUUGGAAGGUUCCCAGAAUCUGUUGGGAAUAAGCAGAAAAUACGUAAUCCUCCAACCUUGGAAUUUUGGUAAAGUUGCUGUAAUUUGCAAACCUACAUGAUGUUUUUCUGACAUUGGUCAACCAUCACAGUAAUCAUGGAUUAUUUUCAGUGGGUGUGAUUUUAAAGGGACAUCUCACCACUUUUUAACCUCAUAGUCAUUAUCUCCAGGACCAAACCAAUGUCUACUAAUGUGAAAAUGGCAUGUUAAAAAGUAAUGGCGUGUCCCUGGAAAACAUGAAUGAUAUGACAUGUCACAUGACAUACUAACAGUAACUGAAACUAGAACAAAUGUAUGAUGUACAUAACCUGUACAGCUGUUUCUGAGACUCUUUUAACCUGUAAUAUUGAUGAUAAUAUUGACAAGUGUUAAUCUGUUUGGGGUUGUUUUCUGAGUGGAUAGUUUUUUGUUGUUGCUAGCUGACUUCUGUGUUUUACUAUAUCCCGCUGGUUUCAUUUGGUUUAGGUCCCAGUCCAUUGACCGGUGUUAGCGUGUGUGUGCGUGUUUGUUGGGGUGGACAGGUAAAUGUACUGUAACUAGCUAUUAUCAGAGACUAUUUGGGUUUGAAGCUGACAGGUAGUCCAACCUGACCCAGGACAUGUGACUCACUGGUAACACAGGGGUCAAAGGGGGGAGACUCCACAGGAGCCUCUGAAUAUUCAUGAAGUAAUUAUCCACCUCACCAGUUAGAACCAUGUAAAUAAAAUGUUUGAACUACAGUGUAUUAAACACCCCAAUCACCUUUUUCUUAAAGCCAUUUGAUAGAAAAAAUCUGAAUAAGUUGAUCAUGUAAUUUGAUGGUAAAUGAUAUAGAAAUCAAGUUAUGUGUUAUUAGAUGGAGGAGGAGGCCAUGUAUAGGAGUGGCAUGCUGGGUCAUAUGCAAUAUGAAGGAAGGAGGGAUGGGAGAGGGAGUUGUGUAUUAAAUAGACACAGUCAGGCGUUGGGUCAAUUCAUUUUCAAUUCAGGAAGUGAAUUGAAAUUCAACUGACAAAAAUGUAAUUGAGAAAAAAAAUCUGUCAAUUGAAAACAGACCAUGUUUUCUAUGAGGAUUUUAUUCAUUAGUUCCCUGAUACAGGUGAUAACGAGGGUGUGUCUAGUACUAAAAUGUACUCUGGCUGUGUGCAGGUUUCUCUAACUCUCAUCAGUGUGUUUUGGAGCCAUGACAACCAGUGUGUCCUUUGCACUAUGUAAAUACCAUAAUACUUGUAACCACCUUCUGGUAACUCAUGUCAUAACAAAAUGGUUGAAUGAAGUAGCUUUUAUUUUCCCAGUGUGUUCUAAGUCUCUCUUUCUGACUGUACAGCACUAGCAACAUGUAGAGGCUUUUCUCAUAACGUUACUGUUCUCUUCUCCAUCUGGACUGAUUAAUAAUGUCAUUAAAAUGUUUAAGUAAACUA
Messenger RNA from Salmo salar (Atlantic salmon), 6413 nucleotides. Lineage: Eukaryota; Metazoa; Chordata; Actinopteri; Salmoniformes; Salmonidae. The record is from RefSeq and is a predicted model, not a curated record.